CACGAUUAAAUUUUAAAUUCUUAUUGAAGAACAUAACACCAUUGCAAUUGCAAUCUAUUUAAUCUAUAAUCCUUUAAGCCAUCACAAAACCGUUUACUACGAAUUUUGUUUUCUUUUGAGUAAAUAAAAUAAUUCACAAGUUUGGGCAACAAAUUGUCGCCGUCGACCGCUACCCUGGGAAAAAUUAUGAACUUGUGUUCCUCUGCAGGUGCUACAGCAUCGUCAACGUCAUUAGCAUCCGCGGGUAAAACAGUAAGUGAAAGUACAACAUCGGCAGGCACUGGCGGUGGCGGUGCUUUGACAACACAUUGUUUUGGCAGUGGCAGCAGUUGUGCUGCCGCCCAUCCAUCAUCCACAAACACAACAACAAUAACACAUCCAACACACAGUGGCACUGGUAACAAUAACGAAAUGCCACCCGAAACGCGUCCUAAAGUUGUAACUGUCAAACAUCCAGAAUCGAAUAAACCCAAACCUACAACUAAAAAAAGCAAACCACAGCAAGCAGACCAGGAUGUGGUGAAAGCGCUACAGCGUUGCAGAGAUGAAGGCAUUAAACGUUUGGAUCUUAGUAAAUCAUCAAUAUUCAUAAUACCACCAUGCGUUAAAGAUUGCACACACCUUACCGAACUUUAUCUGUAUAGCAACAAAAUAAGUCAACUGCCCACAGAAAUUGGUUGUUUAGUUAAUUUGAAAACACUUGCACUCAAUGAAAAUAUACUCAAUUCGCUGCCAGAAUCCUUACAGAACUGCAAACAAUUAAAGGUGCUGGAUUUAAGGCAUAAUAAACUUGGAGAAAUUCCGGCAGUCAUAUAUAAGUUGCGUUCGCUAACAACGCUUUACUUGCGUUUCAAUCGUAUUACCGCCGUAACUAUUGAUAUACGUAAUCUUACCAAUCUGACUAUGUUGAGUUUGCGUGAGAAUAAGAUACGUGAGCUGGGUGCAUCAAUAGGUGCUUUAGUAAAUUUGACUACACUGGAUGUAUCACACAAUCAUCUGGAACAUCUACCUGAAGAAAUCGGUAACUGUAUAAAUUUGAGCGCAUUAGAUUUACAACACAAUGAGCUACUUGAUAUACCGGAAACAAUUGGUAACCUAAAAAAUUUAGUGCGUUUGGGAUUAAGAUACAACCGUUUAACAUCUAUACCCACAUCAUUGAAAAAUUGUAAAUGCAUGGAUGAAUUUAAUGUGGAAGGCAAUGGCAUUACUCAACUACCAGAUGGAUUACUUGCGAGUUUAAGCGCACUUACAACUAUAACACUUUCACGAAAUUCUUUCCAAAGCUAUCCUACAGGUGGACCAGCACAGUUUACCAAUGUGUAUAGCAUUAAUCUUGAACAUAAUCGUAUUGAUAAAAUUCCCUAUGGUAUUUUCUCACGAGCUAAAGGUUUGACAAAGUUGAACAUGAAAGAGAAUGCACUGACUGCUCUACCACUCGAUGUGGGUACAUGGGUUAAUAUGGUUGAACUGAAUUUGGCCACAAAUGCUUUGCAAAAACUACCAGACGACAUAAUGAACUUACAAAAUCUCGAAAUACUCAUACUAUCAAAUAACUUGCUCAAAAAAAUACCAAAUACUAUUGGAAAUUUGCGCAAAUUACGUAUCCUAGAUCUGGAAGAGAAUCGUAUCGAGGUGUUACCAAAUGAAAUUGGUCUUCUGCAUGAACUGCAAAAAUUAAUUUUACAAACGAAUCAAAUUACGGUAUUACCACGCACCAUUGGACAUCUCAGUAAUUUGACGCAUUUGUCAGUGAGCGAAAAUAAUCUACAAUAUUUACCUGAAGAGAUUGGCUCAUUAGAGAAUUUAGAAAAUCUCUACAUUAAUCAAAAUCCCUGUUUGGAGAAAUUACCAUAUGAAUUAGCGUUGUGUCAGAAUUUGAAAUAUUUGAAUAUUGACAAAUGUCCUUUGGGCACAAUACCACCAGAAAUUCAAGCUGGCGGACCAUCGCUAGUGUUGCAAUGGCUAAAAAUGCAUUCACCUUACAGGCAGAUGUGAGUGGACGAUGGUCAAUGGCGUACU
Molecule: messenger RNA, 2019 nt
Organism: Teleopsis dalmanni
Lineage: Eukaryota; Metazoa; Arthropoda; Insecta; Diptera; Diopsidae
Product: leucine-rich repeat protein soc-2 homolog
Exons: 3
Coding region: 187-1995 (602 amino acids)
Molecular function (GO): protein phosphatase 1 binding
Source: RefSeq, a predicted model, not a curated record